Messenger RNA from Lodderomyces parapsilosis, 777 nucleotides. RefSeq names its product TATA-binding protein-associated factor (gene TAF14). NCBI's taxonomy places the organism in Eukaryota, Fungi, Ascomycota, Pichiomycetes, Serinales, Debaryomycetaceae. Gene Ontology annotation, molecular function: histone binding. Gene Ontology annotation, biological process: chromatin remodeling; regulation of transcription by RNA polymerase II. The transcript is spliced from 2 exons. The record is from RefSeq and is a predicted model, not a curated record. Gene Ontology annotation, cellular component: NuA4 histone acetyltransferase complex; Swr1 complex. Bases 1 to 777 code for a protein of 258 amino acids.
AUGUCUGAAGUUAAAAGAACAAUUAGAAUUACUACUGAACAACACAUCCUUCAUGAUGUCCCCCCAGUUGAGAACUACCCUAUGAGAAAAUGGUCCAUCCAAAUAACUAUGCUCGAUUCUGAGGGAAAAGAAAUCCCAGCAAAAAUUUUGGACAAAGUUACGUAUACUUUGCACCCAACUUUUGCCAAUCCCAUAAGAGUCAUCAAACAGCAGCCAUUCAAGAUCGAAGAACAAGGAUGGGGUGAAUUUGACAUACCUAUUUCCAUACACAUCUUAGGUAUAAACGGAAAACCCGGUGAGCGUAAAUUCCAGCACGACUUGAACUUUUUAAAAGAGAAAUACGUCAAUGACCAUGUGAUUUCUAUCCCAGUAGGUCCACACAAGAACCCUCAAUUGAACAAGAUCCUAACAGAGAGUGGUCGUUUGCCAUUUGAUGAAGCAGGCAAUUCUGCUGGUGCUUCUGCUGCUGGGGGGCUCAAGAGAAAAUUGGAUGCGCCAAAUGGUGCACAAUCUCAAGCUAACGCCGCCGAUAGGAAAAAGUUGAAAGGUGCAUUCAAAGGUAAUAUAGACUUAGAGAAAUUGGCCAAUGGAUUGAGUAAAUUGAGCGAAGACGAUUUGAUUGUGGUGGUUCAGAUGGUUACUGAUAACAGGACCAAUGAGAUGAAUAUCAAGAAUGAUAUUGAUAAUGGGGAGUUUACUAUGGACUUGUACACUUUGCCUGACUCCUUAUUGAAGAGUUUGUGGGAUUAUGUGAAGAAACAUACGGGAGAGAUUUAA